This is a messenger RNA of Cucurbita pepo subsp. pepo (vegetable marrow), 486 nucleotides long. The record is from RefSeq and is a predicted model, not a curated record. Lineage: Eukaryota; Viridiplantae; Streptophyta; Magnoliopsida; Cucurbitales; Cucurbitaceae.
AUGCCGCACAGAGUUCGUAGAAGAGGUAGGAGAGGGAGAGGACGACCUCCCAUUUGGAGAGGGGGAAGAAGAGGACCCUAUGCGUUUGAACUACCUCCUAAAUACGUACCUCCCCCACAAGCUGAGCCACCUCCUGAAUACGUACCUCCCCCACAAGUUGAAUCACCUCCUGAAUACGUACCUCCCCCACAAGUUGUACCUCUUCCUGAAUACGUACCUCCCCCACAAGCUGAACCCCUUCCUGAAUACGUACCUCCCCCACAAGCUGUACCCCUUCCUGAAUACGUACCUCCCCCACAAGUUGUACCCGUUCCUGAAUACGUACCUCCCCCACAAGCUGUACCCCCUCCUGAAUACGCACCGCCCCCUCAAGCUGCACCACAGGCCGGGUUAGACCCCGCCACAAGAUUAAUGUUGGAGUCACUCCAAACGACAAUGCAAACAAUGCUGGCUACACAACAGGCCACGUUGUUAGUUACGCAAUAA